Messenger RNA from Onychostruthus taczanowskii (white-rumped snowfinch), 645 nucleotides. Its product is annotated as frizzled-3-like. Gene Ontology annotation, cellular component: membrane. Gene Ontology annotation, biological process: cell surface receptor signaling pathway. NCBI's taxonomy places the organism in Eukaryota, Metazoa, Chordata, Aves, Passeriformes, Passeridae. The transcript has 4 exons. The record is from RefSeq and is a predicted model, not a curated record. Bases 1 to 645 code for a protein of 214 amino acids.
AUGUUGUCCUCAGCCCUCGUCUCUGAGGAAAUAAAGAUCCUCAAGGUGGUCACGCAGAUGAGCCGUCCAGAUCUGAUUCUGUUCCUCAUGAAGUAUCUGAUGGCCUUGGUGGUUGGGAUCCCCUCGGUGUUCUGGGUUGGAAGCAAGAAGACCUGUUUUGAGUGGGCCAGCUUCUUCCACGGGCGCAGGAAAAAGGAAGUCGUCAACGAGAGCCGCCAAGUGCUGCAGGAGCCGGACUUCGCCCAGUCGCUGCUGAGGGACCCCAACACGCCCAUCAUCCGAAAAUCCAGGGGCACCUCCACGCAGGGCACCUCCACGCACGCCUCGUCCACGCAGCUGGCCGUGAUGGACGAGCAGAGGAGCAAGGCGGGCAGCGUGCACAGCAAAGUCAGCAGCUACCACGGCAGCCUGCACCGCUCGCGGGACGGACGGUACACUCCCUGCAGCUACAGGGGCGUGGAGGAACGACUACCUCACGGCAGCAUGUCGCGACUGACCGACCACUCGAGGCACAGCAGCUGCCAUCGGCUCAACGAGCAGUCACGGCACAGCAGCGUCAGGGACCUCAGCAGCAACCCAAUGACACACAUCACGCACGGCACCAGCAUGAACCGCGUCAUCGAGGAGGAUGGCACCAGCGCCUGA